AAAAUGGACCUAUUGAAGCCACGAACUGUCCCUCUUUCCGAAGAGACUAUUCUUUGGUUCGAAUUUCUGCUGAAACCUUCGCUUUUAACCAAGCAUCUCGGCAAAACAAAUCCCGAUCCAUCACCCACCGAUCUUAUCACACAGUUUCUCUCAAAAGCACCGGAAGGGCAAAGUCAAACCACCGAGUUGGCACCGCCGGAUACGGAUGGGUCGCACAAAGCGGAAGGGUUGAAGUACAACAAGAAACAGCUCGCUCUAAAGGUGCUUGCCCUGAAGGUGGCGGCCUACAUGAGGUGGGAUCUAGACAAACUGGAACGCUCGGUGUCGGUGCCACUGCAGAUUCAACUGUUGGCGGAUUUGUGUAGUAUUACGGCCGGUAAAAUGGUGUUACUUCCGUCAUCGCUGUUACAGGAUCCGACACUUGUCGGUACGGACGGUUCAAAGCAUUCGUUCAACUUUGCGCUUACGCUUUACCAUCGGUGGGUGUUGCGAGCCCAGGUGCUCCGUGCAGCAGUUAUUAAGAACUUUAAAUCAAACUCCAAUCAUGGUCCCACCGUGACGGAUUUGACAACAUUUGUAUUACGCGACGAAUCUUCCAUUGCUGCCUUGGAACCCAUUACGCAGCAUAGCAUUGAUUAUUUAAAUCAGGUGUUAUUGGACCCGCAAGCAUUUCGUGUACUGACUUACGAUUCGUUCGUUCCGCUCGAUUCCAACAACGACAACACCCAGCAACGAUUCGAUUCUGCCAUCGCUAUUAAACCCUGCGAACUGAGAGCUCAGAUUCAUUUCGAUCUGUGCCAGUACUAUCUUUACGUGCAAAAGUACGAACUGGCACGCCACAAUGUACUUCUCUGCAAGGAAAACUAUGCCCAGUGGCAAAUGGAAGAGAUUGGACGGACCGGACUCCCACCGGCCUAUUGCACGGUCAAUGCGGAUGUUCUGCAAGGCUAUCUGCUAGCGUGCGGAGUCACCGGACAACCGAAUGGACUGCUGCAGCGAUUGCACGAAUCCAUUCUGAACCAUUACUCCGACAUCGUAAUAAUUCUAAAGGAAGAUAAUGUUCGGAAGGAAAUCCCAAUGACACAGCGCAAACUGCUCGAACUAAACAUUGAAGGUUACAACGCGAUCGGCAGUACCGAUGGUAAUCCGAUCGAGCAAAAAGAGCUGGAGCUGGCGGUUGUAGCGUUGAACAUCAUCCGGUACGCCAUGGACGGGGAUAAUAUUCUGAGCUGUAACGUUGCACUGCAGAAGUACAAAAAUCAGCAGCGAAAACUGAUCGAGUCGCUGUUUCAGUACGCGAACGAACAAUACGAACAAUUUUCCAUCGAGGAACGGGAACUAUUGAAAAAGUACUUUUACAGAAUCAUUACAUUGUACGAUGGUGAGCUGCUAGGACCGGCCUUAGACGCUUUUGUGCAGACGUACUCGAAGGUGGUAUCGUGGCAGGAGUUGAAAGACUUUCGAGCACAACGUACCCAGGUGGAAACGCAGCUGAGUGGUAUUGCUUUGCAGAGCGAUUGGGUGAUACCGGAGACGAAGAAUCCCAGACUGGAAGUUGGUCAGCUCGAACGACAACUCAUCUCCUGCACCUCGGCAAAUGCAGUCCGCAAGCUGUUGGUGAAAAUUGCGGGCACCAACCCAUCGAAACCACUGUUCACAAUCAACCCCAGCUGGACAAUUCCUUACCCGUUGGAGCAAAUUCUGAUACCUCUGCAGCGUGGCUUUCUUCAAGACUUUGCGUGCAUUCUCAUCGGCAAGGCUAAGGAACUGACGGCUCGCAAAGACUAUGCCACUGCCAUCACACUGCUCACGGUGCUAAAAAACGAAACCCAACGACCAGAACUGGUGGGCAAUCCACUCGUGGCUAAGCUUGGCAAAAUGGUCUCUUGGGAAGGAUUACUCGUACAGAUUCAACAAGUGCUGGAUGAGUGGCCCAGAAAACCGGUCGAUCAGGUGCAGCUUGUUCGUAACUGUAAGCAGUGUUUGAAUUCUGCCAUCGGUACCGCUGCCAGCAACGAUCUAAUGCCGCACGCAAAGGUACUCGAACACUGUGCCGCCCUGUUACUAAACUUGAACGAAUGGUCUGCAUUGCUAAUUGCGCCGGAUAAACGUUUCCCCGGCGUGGAACUGUGCUCGGCCAUCACGCAAGCUUUUCUAGACAUUGAAAAAUUUAAAGGAACGAAGAAAACGAACCGUGAAGCGUGGGAAAUGUUACUGCCGAUGUUCCUCAAUCCGUCCGGUUCGCGGCAGCGGCAACUACCCCCCGACAGUCCGCUGGUACUGCUGAUCGGGAAGCUCAGGGAACCACUUGUCAUUUCGAUUCUGCUGUCAUUGCUUGCGAGACUGCACAAUAUUCUGCGCGAUGAACCGAAUGCCGAAAUAAAUGCCGAAUACAUGUUCCUGUGGCCAUCUAAUGUGAAUAAUGCUUCCAUUUACAACAUCAAGCUGGUCACGGAAGCGCUUAACCUGGUACUUAACCAAGCACUUCGCUACUACCCGAACAACAUUCCCUGGCUAAAGCUGAAGGGCGACGUAGAGUUCGUGGCGAACAAUUUCGAGGCUGCCAUGCGCUACUACGUGACGGCUUUAAUUUCUGGCACCGAGUACUGUACCGUUCAUCUGCAGAGGCCACUAUUUGACGAUUUUCUCAUCCGGCGAAUGGUGAAGUGCAGUACGAACCUUGGUUGCUUCGUGCAGGCCGCGGUCCUUUGCCAGUUCUUCGAUGAAACCGACUACGGAUUGGCGUUUAAAAGCAUCAGCGAAAAGUCGGCCAGCUAUUCGGAUGCGAUGGAUUCGUACUACAGCUGCAUCUGGGACUCGACACUGCUGGAGUAUAUUGUGAAUUGGCAUCACAAGAAGGGCGAACACAAGCGGCGAUUGCAAGCGGUCGCUUUUAUCGGUCAGCUGGAACUGAACGCAAACAACAACGAGGAAAUUAAGCGUGAGGCGGCUGCCGUUCGAAAAAAUCGCUUUCUACGAUCACUUGCCAAGCAGUACAUGUGCUGAGCGGAAUAAAUUGAUCGCUUGA
Molecule: messenger RNA, 3028 nt
Organism: Anopheles maculipalpis
Lineage: Eukaryota; Metazoa; Arthropoda; Insecta; Diptera; Culicidae
Gene: IntS8
Product: integrator complex subunit 8
Exons: 6
Coding region: 4-3006 (1000 amino acids)
Biological process (GO): snRNA 3'-end processing
Cellular component (GO): integrator complex
Source: RefSeq, a predicted model, not a curated record